AGUGUGUAUUUGGUACCAUUACUUACAAAAUAUUAGGGUACAUUCAAUCUUUCAAACCARAAAAGGRYCAGUUCUAAAUARGCUGUACUGCUCUAUCAUGGAUAAUAAAAGCUUUUAUUAUCCAUGGCUCUAUCCACCAGAUUAUCCAGUUAUCCUUUUUAAAAAUCCAUACAAAAUCAAUAAAGUAGAUAACAGUAUCUGGUGAGAUCCAUAACUUUGUUMACUAAAAUGCAACCCAUCCAGCUAAAAAGCUUCRCUCUUUAUCAAGCUUUGCAGGAUAGUCACUAGCCUAUUUUACACUUGAAUCAAUUGCAUUAAACUCAUGUUAAAUCUAGAUAUAAUGCAAGUUAUCUGAUGAGGUACCAUCAUAGUCUUUGUACCUGUCAACAGCUGUCAUUUACUGGAGAUUGCACUUGUUGCACUUGUUCUUGUUCCACUUGUUUGUAAAGUUGAGAAAGUUGUAGUUGGAGACAUCUUAUAAAUCGAUGUUGAAAACAUUGUUUUUCUGCCUUAACAGAUUUUUGUGGAUAAUAAAAGUAGAUAAAUAAAAAGCAGCAAAAAAAAGUAAAAAAAAAUGAAGGCGAUCAUUUGGCUCAGCAGUAUUACAAUGACAGGUGAAUGCUUAUUGGACAGUUGUCAUACCGUUGGCGGUAUUUCCAAAAUGGCGGACAACAAGGUUAGGAAACCACAACAAAACAUUGUAACGAAAAGACCUUAUUUAAAAUUAUAACAUCUGUCUGACGCGGUAAAUAUCAACAACAAUGAAUCGUCGGGUAAUCUCUCCUACUGUUUUAAACACUUCGUCCCCCGAUCACACGUUGGAGGUGAUGCAAAGACGAAUACAAAUGGCUGAAGACGAAACGAAAAAACUUGUUGAUCAACUGUCUGAUUAUGGAUUUUCUAAAGAAAAAUACGAGAAGAAAGAUACAGCUUCUGGUAGAAUUGAUCCUAUAUCUCCAUUUAAAUCUGCUUUACCAUCAUCGCCACAAGUUGAAGUUUUGAAAAAGAACUAUGAACAAAUGGUUUCGCGUGUGUGUAGAGCAGAGAGUACGAUUCAAUCCAUGAAGUUAGCAAUGGUUAGUUUACAAGCAGAGAGAGAACUUAGCAACUUAGGUCAAGGAAACAGUGCUUCAAUUCCUAAAGAUGCUUAUGAUAAUGAAAUCAGAACGCUUGAGAAAGAUUUGAAGCAAUGUCGGAAGGAAUUACAGAGUGCAUUACAUGAGAAAAAUGAACUCAGAGAAAGUUUACAAAGAAUCCAAACAAAUUUAAAUAAAACUGAUGCGUUUAAUGCCGAGGCAAAAGUAAAGCUGGAAGAAUCUAAAGGCAUAAAGGAGAAGCUUAAUAAGAAAGUAACUGAACUAAAAGAAGAACUGAUGCAUGAGAAGGGACUUAGAAGUAGCCUUGAGAAUUCACACAACUCUUUACUGAGUAGAGUGAAUGACAUGGAAACACUUGUUGAUACUGAGAGGAACCAGGUACARCUGUUGUCUGGGGAAUGYGAAGGGCUGAAGAAGGAAUGUGCUGCUACAAAGCAGAAAUACAACGAGGAACACAGAUUACGGAUGCAGUUGGAGACAAUGGCAACUCAGCUUCAGGAAGACACAUCCAAUUCAGAUGCCACAAUCAAAACACUUACAACUUACAAAAAGAAUUUGGAAUCAGAUUUACACAUCGUGAAAAGAGAAAACAAAGAGUUAAGGCAACAGUUUGAAUCUUUGAGAACAAGUUACGAAAAACUUAAGAAUUCACAUGAAAAAGUAGCAAGUGAACAUAAGAGAACUAGUGAGGAGCUACGAGCUGCUACAGUUGAUAAUAARGUGUUAGUAAGUCAGCAAAAAGAUGCAAUUCAAAGGGAAAGACAAGCAAUGGCAGCCAAAUUAGCAGAGAAAGACAGAACAUUAGAUGAAGCAAAGAAUAUACUUGCUAGAGAGGUUCAUGAAGAAAAGGCAAAGAUGCAAUUGGCUGAUAGAGAAAGGGCAAACCUUAAAGCUGAGGUGAAAAGAUUAUCCGAAGAACUCCAAGCAGAAAGAAGCAAGCUACACACCAAAAAGCAAGAAGCAGGACUUAAGAUGGUUGAACUUGAGGAACGAAUUGACGAAGUCACUAGAGAAAGAGAUACGGCGUUAAAAGAAAAAUCACAGAUAUUGGAUGAGAUUGAACAAACAGUGACUGGAUUCACACAAGAAAGAGACCGAAUUAUUAAACAGCUUGAACAAGCACAGGCUGAGAUAGAAACACUUCAGCAGAAGAGAGGAAUCCUURAACAAGAAAGCCAAAAGCAGUUGGACAGAAUAUUAGAAUUGCAGAACCAACAGAGAAGUCAACAACAGAUUGAGGACACAAUGAAAGAUAUGAUGGAAACCAAAAAUAAAUUGGCUUAUGAGAAAGGCACCUUGCAGUCUAGAGUGGAGCAACUCCAGAAAGAAGUGUCCAAGUCUGAUAAUUUUAAGAUGCAACUUGAGCAAGUCAAGAGAGAAAACACUGGAAUGCAGAAUUCAUAUAACAAGGUUUCCUCUGAACUUCAAAAGUACAAGCUGGAAGUGCAGACUCUCCAAGGCCAACUCAGAGAGGGUCAAUUGAGAAUUGACAGCAGAGAUGAAGACCUCAGGACAGUCAUGUCGUCUCGUGAAGAAGCUUUACGAGAAGUAGAAAAGUUGGUGCAUCACACAGAGUCUAUGGAACGAAACAACAGACAAAAGAUGGAAGUAAUGCAGAAAUCAUUCAAUGAGGCUCGUGCAAAUAACGUAAAGCUUUCUUCAACAAUGGACAGCUUAAUGGCAUCUCACAGCGAACUACAAGAAACACUGGAGAGAAUGCAAACUGAACUAGGUAGACGAGAUGUGGAAUUAAAGGCAACACUUCGUGAAAAGUAAGUGCUUUGUGUUCAUCAUAGUCCAUGGUCAGAAUUCAAUUUCAGAAUUCAGCCUUUCUUUUCAAAACUUUGAGGUGCCAGUACCACAAGUUGUUUGGACGACACUUGAUGAAAGCGUUUGCGAUUUAGUGCGAAGUUGUAAGACGAGUUUGCGUCAUCUAAAAUCGACAGAAUUGAGACCAAACAAUCAUUCUUUAGAGAAAUUCAAAAAAAAAAAAAAUUGAAAACAGCUUUCUU
Molecule: messenger RNA, 3109 nt
Organism: Exaiptasia diaphana
Lineage: Eukaryota; Metazoa; Cnidaria; Anthozoa; Actiniaria; Aiptasiidae
Product: coiled-coil domain-containing protein 150
Exons: 15
Coding region: 762-2873 (703 amino acids)
Source: RefSeq, a predicted model, not a curated record